Molecule: messenger RNA, 1008 nt
Organism: Aspergillus mulundensis
Lineage: Eukaryota; Fungi; Ascomycota; Eurotiomycetes; Eurotiales; Aspergillaceae
Exons: 2
Coding region: 1-1008 (335 amino acids)
Source: RefSeq, a predicted model, not a curated record
AUGCCUGGCAAAUACGUUGACCAUCAUGAAGAACAGCCAUCCCUUAUCUUCAAUCCCGGCCCAAUCCACAGCCCUUUUACGCCGCUCUUCAACAACAACUUUACACCACGAUACCUCUACCGUCUCGUUGCGCCCCAGUCCGCAGGAACAACCACCUCCUCGACCGUCGUCCCACCCAUAAUCGAAGGAAACGCAAAAGAUAUUUUCGACCUGCCAGCUCCCAAAGCAGCAACCCUCCUCCUAAACCAUCUGCUCUGGCAGCGAGGCCACGAAAAUGGGUGUAACCUAAUGAGCUGGACAAGCUCGCUCCUCUUCGCCCUCCAAUACGCUUUAUACCGGCACCGCAAAGACGGCGAUGACUUGCAAGAUAUCCAGCUCAUAAUUCUCGAUACGACCCUCUUCCCAGCCGGAACCUUCAUCCAAGACAUGGAGAUCAUGCGCGCCUUCGCAGGAGCAGACCGCCGCCUGCAGAAAUUCGUCGAGUUCCGCGAGAGCGAGUACUACUUCGGCGAGUACCUAACGCAAGGCAGACUAGCCAUCCAGAACCGCUGCGUCUGUACAUCCGUCCAGAGAAUGAUCGAGCUGGGUUUGUUCGACCUCCAGCCCGCCCUCGGCGACGAAACGCAGUGGCAAUGGUGGCCGAAACGAGUCCUUGUUUUCCGAGAGCAGUUUGAGCAAAAUGUCCGUCUUCCUACUACGGACGCAGAUGUCCAGGUCGCGGUGGAUAUUGCGAGGCAGUGCUUCGGCGGGCAAUGGGUGGUGCCUGGUGCGAUCAUGCUACUUGCCCUGCAGCCACGUCAGAGGGAUGACGCGGUCAUUCUCCACGGCCUGAAGGACCGUUUUUCUGCGGAUGAAGUUAGGCGCGCGGGCCUGCAUCGGGUCAACAUCGAUGCCAGACGGCUACCCGAGGUCGGACAGUUCAAGGAGCUGGUCCAGUCUGUCCAGCGCAGCUACGCCUUAAACGAGUACGAUGACCUGGUCGGUUCCGUCCUGGGGCUGAGUGUUUGA